CUGGGAGGAAGGCGAGAGGAUGGCAGCAACAAGUCCUGCGCGCAAGCGGGCUGCAAGUCCUAGCCGCGGUGCCGCCGCCGCCGCCGCCGCCUUGGGCUGCGCCCGCCCCCUCGACUAAGGGCGUGGCCAGGAGAGCGGCGCUGCGCUGGUGGCGCGGGAGAAACUUGGCACAGUCGCGUCCGGUGGGCUCCAGUGACCUCCGCUCAGCCAUGCAGGACUGCACACUCCUGAUUGGAUGACCAGCAUGUUUCUAGCAGCUGAAGCAUCUCGGCCUGUGCUGUUGUUCUGGUCUCAAGCCCUCUUCUGCCUCCUCUUCUGCGCCCCUUCCGGUUGUUGUACCUCCUGCCCAGACCAGUGCCAGUGCACCAACUACUCGGGAGCCACAGCUGUUCUGUGCAGUGCUAGCAACCUAGAUGAAAUUCCAAAAGAUAUUCCCAAGGACACCAUGUUUUUGAAACUGGAUGCCAAUAAGAUCACCUCUGUCCCUAACAGCACAUUCAGGCACCUCGCCCACUUGCAGGAGAUAGACCUCUCCAAAAAUGCCAUUGAGAAGAUUGAUUCUGCAGCGUUCAAAGGGGUUGCCGAUGGCCUGCGGCUGCUUGACCUCUCUGGCAACCACAUCCAGAGGAUCCCAAAGGAAGCCCUGGUCAACUUAAAUGCCAUGAUCCGCCUGUCCAAUAACCCCUGGCACUGUGAAUGUACUCUGCAGGAAGUCUUGUGGGAAGUGAAACUAGACCCUGAUUCAGUCAACGAGAUCACCUGCCAGACAUCUGUGCAAGAGGAGUACGCUGGGAAACCACUGCUCCAUAUCCUCGAUUCGGGCAUCAACUUUUGCAACAUGCACCAGAAAACCACGGAUGUUGCCAUGUUUGUUACCAUGUUCAGCUGGUUUACUUUAGUCAUCAGCUAUGUGGUGUACUAUGUUCGGCACAACCAAGAGGACACAAAGAAGCACCUGGAAUAUCUGAAAUCCCUGCCUAGCACAAGGGUCCCUAAAGAGACCAUCAGCACUAUCCUGUAGCCAGGAAUGUUGAUCCUUGGCUGGACUUCCAGUUUUCUAUGUAGGAAAGAAUGUUGGGAGGGACUUGGGACAUUUAUGUCCAACUAGUUCUGCAACAACUUUUUUUUUAACAAAAACAAACCAACAGUUUAAUAGAAAAUGAAAACUUGUUGUUAUAUAAAUAUAGGAAGAGUGUCCAAGCCAAGGUUCCCAUGUUCUGUGCCAUAUUACCAGCAGAAGGAUUCCAGCAGAAAACUAGAGAUAAGGAGAUCUGCUUUCUAGGGGAACUUUAGGACAAUGGACGGUUGAUAUGAGAUGUUUACAAUCAGAAUUUGAUUCUGUGGGAGAAACCCCAAAGCCCUGCAGUGUCUAGAACUUGGUGGCUCCGAAAAUGCUUUUGAUUUCAAUGGGAAGUAUGUACAUGGUUGACCUUUACUUGAUUCUUUGGGACGCUGCAAACACACUCUCUCAGGAGUUUUUGGAACCACACAAAGUCCUUUCUCUCAAAUCGGUAAAUUGUGCAAGCAUGCACACGCAUAGAUUCAUGUACAUGAGCAGGAAUUAUGUUUGAUGUAAGCGUGCUUGUGUUGCAAAGCUGAAGAGGGUAUGUGCUUCCUUUGGGCUUACGUAUUACAUGGCAUUUGGAGUCUGCACCUCUUCACUCUUUGUUAGGUUACUAACCUAUUUUCAUGGUGACCACUAUUAAGGUGAGCAUUGAAUAUAAUCAGAGAGGACAAUUUUAAGCAUAUAUUAUGUAAUGAACGAGCCUGAACAGGCUUCUUCCACAGAAAGGGAGGAAGGAAGCACGUGACUGAAAAUGCUUAUUUCUAAAUAUGCCUCUUUCUCAUAUUUCAAACCCACCCCACUUCCUCAAGGGUGGUCCUAAGAUGUAGCUGGUGCUGGAAUUUAGUAAGGCGGAAAAGUGGGGUAUGGAGUAUAUGUAAACCAAACAAAAAUUAGGGGGCACAUGGCAGUGGCAAGUUGCUACACUCAACAUGUCUUUCCAGCUGACAAAAAUUCCUAGGCAACGCAGCUCAUUUGCUGAAACAAUAAACAGUAAGGAAAUAAAAUUUCAAGUGGUUCCUCAAACUGUUAAAAUAAUCUCAGCUGCUGCAGUAUUCAAAGCUCCAAUAGCCUUUUUGGAAAAAUGGAUAUAGCUACAUGCAUGUUUGUUGAGACUCUGUUUCUGCAGUACACACGAUCCAAUUUAAUAGUACUCUGGCAAUUAACAGCCAAAAUAAAAAAGAGGGAUAACAUAAUGCCAAAAGAACAGGAUCUUAGGGCCGCUUUCAGAUGAUCUCUUUAUGCACAUUUGCUAUUCAGCUGUUGUGCCCAUGACUUCCUCAAGAUUGGGUUGCAGGGAUAUCUCUCAGCCCAACACUCAGAACUGCUAUGUUACAUUACUGGCGGAACACAAAUCAUCCUUCUGUUAGCACACACAUUGCUACUGGGAUGUCCUUGUAGUAUGCAGUUGUGUAUCACAGACAACUUGUGCCUGUGACAUCACUCAUGAUGCAUUACACAAAUGCCUGUUUUGUGAACUUUAUAUUGGGUGGCUGUGUGCUCUUUGGGUUCCAUUGCCACUACAGUGGAGUGCCCAUCCUGUGCUACUUUAAAAAGGAAUGUUUGGACUUCUUCACACGUUGCUUUUUCAAAAAAGGUUGGCACUGUCUAAGAUUCCCUCACCUGACCAUUUGCUCUUCAGUUUCAGGAGCACUGCUACUGCUGCUGCCUAUAAAGAUUUUUAGACACUUCAGAAAGAUUAAAAAACAAUACAGUCCCUGCCUAUAGGGUACAUUUGAAAAAGGGGAUGGGCAUAAAACAGCAAAUUAAGGACUUUGAGGCACUUUCAAAAUUUACACUAAUGUUUAAUGACCAAGUGGAGUGGCUAUUAAGAGUGUGUUCCAGAAAUGGAGAAGCCAAUUGACAGUUUGUCAUAGCCAAGCUGAAGUAUGGAGUGGAUAUAUUUUACUGGAUUUUAUUUGUCUACAGUCAUACCUCAGGUUGCGAACGCUGUGGGUUGUGCGUUUUCAGGUUACGGACCGCACUGAACGUGGAAGUACUGGAAUGGUUUACUUCAAGGUUUCAGUGCUCGCGCAUGCACAGCAGCACAAAAUGACGUCACACGCAUGCACAGAAGUGCCGAAUCGCGUCACGCGCGUGCACAGACGCGGCGCUGCAGGUUGCGAACGUGCCUCCCGUACAGAUCACAUUCGCAAUCCGAGGUAUGACUGUAUUUACUGUAUUUUUCUGUGUAUAAGAUGCCCCCUAUUUUGGGGGACUCCAAAUUAAGAAAACACCCCUCAGCACUACCCAUGUAAAAGAUGAGCCCCAAUUUUAAACCUAAUUUUGUGGUUAAAAAAACCACCCUUGUCUUAUACACGGAAAAAUACGGUAAUUUUCUUGCUGAGUGUGACUCCCCCCCCCCCCCGCAGAUACAGUGCUAGAGCACUCCUACUGCACAUUUUUAAAGAAGUUGUAUAUCCUUUCCCUGACAAGAUGAUUACCUGCAUCCAUUAUACAUAAGGAUGACAUAUUAUGCUGUUGAUGCUGGAUCAGAGCUAAUGCAAGCACAAUGGAUAAAAUCUGGUAUGUUGUG
Podarcis raffonei (Aeolian wall lizard) is the source of this 3599-nucleotide messenger RNA. RefSeq names its product leucine rich repeat containing 3 (gene LRRC3). Gene Ontology annotation, cellular component: plasma membrane. Gene Ontology annotation, molecular function: protein binding. NCBI's taxonomy places the organism in Eukaryota, Metazoa, Chordata, Lepidosauria, Squamata, Lacertidae. Bases 236 to 1021 code for a protein of 261 amino acids. The transcript is spliced from 2 exons. The record is from RefSeq and is a predicted model, not a curated record.